Cyclocybe aegerita is the source of this 795-nucleotide messenger RNA. Lineage: Eukaryota; Fungi; Basidiomycota; Agaricomycetes; Agaricales; Hemipholiotaceae. The record is from the annotation of a GenBank genome assembly.
AUGACCAUCCUCGUCACCGGCGGCACUGGAAAGACUGGACUCGCGGGCGUCGCCCCUGAACCCUUCAAGGCGGUCAAAUUCGACUGGCAUGAACCGAGCACGUUCGAGAACCCGUUCCACGCUGACACCAAAAUCGACCGCGUGUACCUCGUCGCCCCGAAUGAGGUUGACUGCCUCGCGCUCAUGAAGCCGUUCAUCGACCUCGCGAUCACCAAGGGCGUCAAGCGCUUCGUAUUGAUCACCGUGACACAGGCGGAGAAGGGAGGGCCAUUCUAUGGCAAGGUGCAUGAGUACCUGGCCAACCUAGGGGUCGAUUAUGUCGUCCUCCGUCCGACGUGGUUCAUGGAGAACUUUGUGACUUACGCUCGUGGGAUCCGGGACAAUGAUUCAAUCGUAUCGGUCACGAAGACUGCCCGCCUCCCGUUCGUCGCUAUCGAGGACAUUGCACAAGCGGCGUUCGAUGCGCUCGUUGCAGAGAAGAGCGCCAACACCGACGUCUACGUAAUCGGUCCAGAGCUCUGGUCCUAUGACGGGGUAGCCGCCGCCUUGACGGAAAUCUUAGGAAGGAAGAUAACACACAAGCAGAUUACUCACCAGCAGCAGACAGACCUCUUCAAGUACCUCGGAAUGUCGGACGAGUUUGCCACCUUGCUGAGCGACAGCGAGAUUCGCCUUGAGGAGGGGUCUGAGGAAGCAAUCGUUGGCAGUCCAAAGGCGAUUGUUGGCAAAAGAAGGUUGCGUGACUAUCUCGAGGCCAAUAAGAACGUCUGGAUAAAGGGAUCGUCUUUGCUCUAG